Messenger RNA from Loa loa (African eye worm), 2817 nucleotides. RefSeq names its product amiloride-sensitive sodium channel family protein. The record is from RefSeq and is a predicted model, not a curated record. Gene Ontology annotation, cellular component: membrane. Gene Ontology annotation, biological process: sodium ion transmembrane transport. The coding region runs from base 1 to 2817 and encodes 938 amino acids. NCBI's taxonomy places the organism in Eukaryota, Metazoa, Nematoda, Chromadorea, Rhabditida, Onchocercidae. The transcript has 18 exons. Gene Ontology annotation, molecular function: ligand-gated sodium channel activity.
AUGGCUCUUGUCACAAGCACCCAUACGUGGGAGAACAGCUGGAUACUAGAAGGAGAUAGAUAUUUUUGGGCAGCAAUAAUCAUAAUAUUCGUAUUAUUAGCAUGUUUCCAAAGUUUUAAACAAAUCAAUAUGUACUUAACUACACCUGUAGCAACAAAUAUCGAAGCAGCUUAUCCGAAUCAAAUACCAUUUCCUGUUGUUGCUAUCUGCAAUAAUAAUCAGUACAGACUAACCUAUUUGACGGGUCCAGCAAUUCAAAAUCGCAAACCAAAAGAGCCAAGAAAUAAUAAUAGUGUAUCUAGCGAAAUGAAUUUAACAGUGUUCGAUAAGGUGCUGGAAAAUGCUUGGGACAUGGAUGCUGUAAAAUUUCUUAGGAAUGCGGCGCACUGGAAAUCUAGAAUGAUACUCAGUUGCACUUGGCCGAAUGGUACCAAUUGCCGAUUAUCAAAUUUCAAAGCAGUUUGGACACUUACGGGGCUUUGUUGGGCCAUAAACACGGAUCCAAAUAAUCCACAUUAUAUAUCUUCAAGUGGCUCUGACAAUGGUCUCAAGUUAUUACUAAAUAUCGAGCGAUAUGAGAGAGUAGAAAGUUGUACGCCAUAUUUUCGGACUAUGAGCCUUCCGGGAUUGAAAAUCUUGAUUUAUAAUCAAACAGACACACCGGAAUCGUCACUUGAUGGUGUUAAUGUUCCUCCUGGAUAUACAAUGGAGAUUCCGUUUAAGAUGCAAAAGAGGCAUAAAUAUGCAGGUGCGGGAUGUGUGGAGAAAAGCGAGAAAUACCGGACAACAACGUUAGCAGUUGACGAUCCGGAAAAUGUCCACACAUGUAUCAUUCGGAAAUAUUUGCAUGAAAUUGAAAAGAAGUGCAAAUGUUCCAUGAGGCGGGCAUAUAACCCAAAUCCAGGCGCGUAUAGCUUCUGCAAUGUCGAUCAAUAUUUCACAUGUGCAUUACCCACUCUACAGUUCGGUAAAAAAAGAAGUUUCAAUCGCUUUGGCUGUCCUUCACCAUGUGAUCAAAUCGAUUAUACAGCUUGGCAGGAUAUGACUUUAUUGCCAAACAGUAUAUUUCCCUCGCUGAUCGAUACUGCCGAAGAAGAGGAUGUGGAGGAUGUUGUUGAUGACUACGAUGUCGAGAAUGAUGCGAAUAUAGAACUUCAUCGUGAUGAGCAUUUCCAGUGUGAGGAGAAUCAGCUACUCAGUAAUCAACAGGUUAGACAAAUUAAGCGUGCAGCGCAACGUGCCUAUGAGAAACAGUCUCGAUAUCAGGAAGAUAUAAGACUGAGAACGAAACGAAUGAUAUUGAAACUACAAGAAGCAACACAAAAAUUAGUUGAUAAUGGCUGGGGAUGGACAGAUGAGACGUAUCAAAAUGUUUUUGAACGACUGAACAAGUCGAUCACUUGCUUCAGUACAGUACCUAGCGAUCAUGCUAAAAUGUUUGCUGCCAUCGAAAAUCCAUCAUCGUCAGCUGAAGAAGCACGGAUUUCUGUCAUAUAUCGACUCCUCGAGCCAAAAGAAGAUAUCAGUGGUGCCAAGCAGUUUCAUACUGUAGUGCAACUUCGCGAAGCUUUUGGUGAUCGUUUCGAUGAAGUAGUAAAGGAGAUGCAAAGAUUCGUUAAUACUAUCACCAAACUGUACAAGAUAUACAAUCCAUCAUUCUACAAAUCAACACUUGGCGUUAAUCUAAAACGAAUGGAUACUAUUUUAUUUUUGGCAAAUCAGUACGAAUCAGGCAGGCUACAACGACGUGCAUGGGCGGAAAAAAUGCAAUCACGAAAUAUGCGUCACUUCUUUGAUCAGGAAUUCUUUGAAAACUGGUACAAUCCAAUGCUGAGAGAUUUGGAUGAAAAUUUGGUGCGUAAUAUUGUUGAUAUGGCUGAUGACGAACUACCAAAUUUCGUUGCUGCUGUUGACGAUGGUAGAGGUCUACAGAUGGGCUCUAUGCUAUACUUUGGUGAUACGACAACGCAACACAAAGAACAAUUCGCUGCAUUCGUCCGCGAUAUUGUCGACUGCACUUUUGAUGAUGUGAAAAAUGAAAGUAUCAUCCUGUUGAAUUCAUUCAAGAAAGUGAUGCAUGAAUUUCAGUCAGCAUAUUCGAAUUUAUACCAAAAGGAAUUGCCAGCUUAUUUGGCCAAUUUUGAUUUUGGAUCGGCAUUCGUAGAACAAAAUUUCGCUAUGGUGAAUGUUUUCCUACAUCGGAUGAACAUUGAGACGUGGCGACAAGAGAGCACCUAUAGUAUUUGGAGUUUGGCAUGUGAUGUAGGUGGAGCACUUGGUCUUUUCCUCGGCGCAAGCUUACUUACAGUCAUCGAACUUAUUUAUUCAUGUUGCCAGUACGGUCUAUGUAAUCCGUUCUGUUGCUGGCCUUUAAAUUGUUGGAAAAAUAUCAAAACACAUCUUGCGAACAAAUCAAACAAGUGGAAGCAGAAAGAUAAAUCGGAAAUGGAAACUAAACUUCUUGACGUUGCGAUAAAACGAUCUAAAAGUCCCAUUUCAUGUUCGACAUCUCCAAAAAGUACUUCAGCCAUCAUGACAAAAAAACUGGCUUGCGCCAUUGAUCUGUCUGGGAAUCAAUUGUCAACGAAUUCAACUCCAAGUCAUUCAUCGUCCAUUAAUUUCACUAAUGAAGAUAAUUCUUCGCCGAACGAUUUUCUAUUUGAAACAAAUAAUUUGGAAAAACAAGUUUCUAUGAGCUCUUCCAGAACACUCACGAAUUUUCCGGGACAAUUCUCGUUUGAAUCCGUCUCAUCAGAAUUUUCUGAUAAAAUGGCAACGUUAUUUCAGCCAAAAAACGAAAGACAAACGUUCAUAUAA